Molecule: messenger RNA, 3337 nt
Organism: Acanthoscelides obtectus
Lineage: Eukaryota; Metazoa; Arthropoda; Insecta; Coleoptera; Chrysomelidae
Source: the annotation of a GenBank genome assembly
CUUGAUUGUGAAGCUGUGCGUAACGGAGCACGCGGUAUAUCGGUAACGGUAACGGAGCAAGAGUCGAGUGAUAUUUCACAUAUGAUCGGAUGGUUGAUAGUGCGAAUGUGAUACGCGAAUGUUUACAGUGAUGGGAGAUCGAAAUCUAUUUUCUAAAUUGUAGUGCUGCGGAUGGUGUAGUCCAGCGAUUUGAAAAUUUGUCAAACGUCAGAAUCUGGAUUGGGAUUGUGUUGAUUUUUUAGGGUUUUUAUUGCUUUUUUCGUUAAGAAGAUUAGGAUGUUCUUAAAGGUGUUACAAGGGUGAUUCGCCAACGGAUUAACGUAGGAUGUAGUUAUGUGUAAUUAUAUACAAGGUGAUUCAUAAAAUGGUGGGAAUAUUUUCCAAAAGUUGGCUAACAGAUCAGUCAACUGAACAUACUAGCCGAACAAUGAACCGUUCCAUCCGAUUUCGCGUUACAUUCAAAUAUAAACUGCCGAUACGAGACCGAUAUAGUGAAAAACAGUGAUAGUGAUACGAAACAUCGGACAGACUAUUCGUCAAUUUGCAAUGCACCCGAAGAUUUUCGACUAUUUCACCUAUGUCGCGUCUGAUACGUUUGCACGUCUAUUCCGGACAGUUCGCCAUUUUAUUGCCUCACGGUUGUGAUGACGAGGAAGUGUACAGCUUGGACCAGAUCAAGGAAUUCGAAACCGUAUCGCCUGCUUAUAAGGAAUGGUUGGCCGAGGUUUUGGAAAAAGAAGAGGAUGAAUUGCAGAUAUUCGUCAAGUUCUUCAAGUUUCACAAGUGCUACGAUCUCAUACCAACAUCUGCGAAGCUAGUCGUUUUUGAUACACAACUAUUGGUGAAAAAAGCUUUUUUUGCACUUGUUUACAAUGGCGUUAGAGCGGCCCCGUUAUGGGACAGCUGCAAGCAAGAGUUCGUCGGAAUGCUGACCAUCACCGAUUUCAUAAAGAUCCUGCGCAUGUACUACCGCUCGCCCAGCGUUGCCAUGGACGAACUGGAAGAGCACAAAUUGGACACUUGGCGAAGGGUCCUCAAGGACAAGAAGCCUUUGAUCUACAUCAGUCCCGAUGCGUCUUUGUACGAUGCGAUCAGGAUGCUUAUACACAAUAGGAUACACAGAUUGCCUGUCAUCGACCCCGAUACGGGGAACGUGCUCUAUAUUCUAACGCAUAAGAGGAUACUUAGGUUCCUGUUUUUAUAUAUUAAUGAAUUACCCAAACCUAGUUAUAUGCAUAAAACGUUAAGGGAAGUAAGGAUCGGCAGUUACGACAAUAUCGAAACGGCCACAGAAGACACAACUAUAAUAUUAGCUUUAAAAAAAUUCGUCGAAAGGCGGGUGUCAGCAUUGCCCAUCAUUGACGCUGAAGGACGGCUUGUAGAUAUUUACGCUAAGUUCGAUGUAAUUAAUUUGGCUGCAGAGAAAACUUAUAACGAUUUGGAUGUGUCUUUGAAGAAAGCCAAUGAACAUAGGAAUGAAUGGUUUGAGGGUGUAUAUAAAUGUAAAUUAGACGAAACUUUAUAUGCUAUAAUGGAGAAAAUUGUUAAAGCUGAGGUUCAUAGGUUAGUUGUAGUUGACGAAGAAGACAAAGUUAUAGGUAUAAUUUCUUUGUCUGAUUUACUUCUGUACCUGGUAUUAAAGCCUUGCGGUGAAGAUGGUGGAACUUUGUUAGAUACUGUUACUUCUCUGAGAGCUCAGGACGUAAAACAAAUAAACGAAGCGUUAAACUCGUCGCGCAGAACCUCCUCGACGGAAGAGGUGUCGCAGACCAUCCACGAAGAGGAGGAGCACUUGGAGGAGGAAGCAACCGAUGCCAAAAAUGAUGGAAACGAAGAGAAGAAAAUCGAGGAGGAGGAAGAGGAGCACGAGGAGAAAAACGACCCUGAAGUUGGUAGCAGCACACCUACCACGCCUGUGAUAGAUCCUUUGCAGUCUGCAGACCAGACCGCGGCGGCCAUUUUCAGGGAGGUCACCGUCACAGGAGGAGAGUGAUUUGUUCCUAGACGAACACACAAGAAGAACGGGUUUUAAGAUAACGUUGCUGCAGUCUUCAACACGGAACAUUUCCAGGGCAAACCAGUGGCGUAGCUAGCAGGGUUUCUUUCUGAAUAACGGCCCCAUUUUAGUUUUGCGUUAGGCUUUCUAUAACACCAGGGCCAUCACUUUUGCCAGUGUACGGUGUACAGCACUAACAUGCGAGCAAACAAAUAAACUAGUAAAAUUCUUAAUUUGUGUCUUCAAUUAAGGAUUUAAAUUUUAUUAUAUACUUACUCUACUUUUUGUGAAGUCCUUUUAUUCGGAAUAAUGUUCUUUUCUUGAAUACCAUAAUUUGAUUCAGGAUUCCUACUAGGUAUAGGGGAAACACGAAAGAAAAAAAGAAUACAUAGUUUCCCUCGUUAUCUAUGCUCCCAAAUUAUGCCCUGGAUUCAGUAAAAAAAAGCGCCAACUGGCGCGGAACGAGAAAGUAACAAACAAAACAGAAAAUAGAAUCGAGUAUAGGACUUGGGGCAAUAAGGUACCUAGAUAACAUUUGUAUUUCGAUCAAUUAAAAUUAUAAGUUUUGUUUACAUCCUGAAAUAACGCAUCUUUUUUAAUUUCUUUGAAAUGCUAAAUAGAUUUAUUUACAUUUUGAGUACAAAGAUUUGGUGACGACAGAAUCAAAAAGUAUGGGAUGGGAUUGAAUUUGCAAAAUAUGAGGUCCGCACUUUAUGAGGAGACAUCAACUGGGAAGAAUAAUAAUCCGAAUCUUGCGGACCAUUUUUUUAAAUCGCCCUCCUCUUAAGUAAUCACGAAAAAUGUUUUUUAGCUCCGAUCAUUUUUUUCAGGUUUCUCAAAACAGGUCCUCAUACGCGAGAUAUAAGCCAUUCAAUGUUUGAAAAACCCUAAAAAUGAUUGAAGACUGUUGGAAAUAAUCAUUUUUGAGGUAUCUAAAUUAUAGCUCUUUUGCUAAAAAUAUGUGGCAUAUCGUGGUUGUUCAAAGUCGCCGUUUAGAAAUUAUAACAUUUAUCAGCGAAUUAUUAAAAAAAUCAUCUUCGUAGAAAUGGAAAUGAAGUUUUUUAUUCAAAUGUGGUUUAGGUACCUUAUUGCCCCAAGUCAUCCAAUCAUACUGUCAGCCAUGUGAUGCAAUUUUUAUACUUGGAGCUAGAUUCCAAACUAAACUUCGACUGUUGAAAUUUCGAUGUCACACAUGGAUCCACUCUGAUAAUUUUGACACUUUAUUAUAGCUAAUUUCAAUAUUGAAAUUAUCAUGGCAGUGGGGAUAUUCAUAAUUUCCAAAAUUUUAAGGAAUUUAAAAUUUUCGAAAUUUAGAUUUUAUUCAGAAUUUUCAAAAUUUUC